This is a messenger RNA of Elgaria multicarinata webbii, 906 nucleotides long. Its product is annotated as very-long-chain 3-oxoacyl-CoA reductase-like. Bases 1 to 906 code for a protein of 301 amino acids. The transcript has 5 exons. The record is from RefSeq and is a predicted model, not a curated record. Gene Ontology annotation, cellular component: endoplasmic reticulum. Lineage: Eukaryota; Metazoa; Chordata; Lepidosauria; Squamata; Anguidae. Gene Ontology annotation, molecular function: oxidoreductase activity.
AUGAGGUGGGCAGGCGGCGGCGGCGGCGGCGCGGGAAGCAGCGAGUUGGCCGCGGCAGGGGCGCACCCGGGCAGCCUCCCUCCUCUCAGGCUGCCCCAGUGCCUGGCGGAUGUUGAAGAAGAUCACAUACUAGGAAAGUUAACCAAGACCACAUACCUGAAGAGUAACAAGUGUCUAGAACAUCCGAGAAGAAGGGAUGGUGGUGGUUACUGGAAAAAUAGUGGGCAAAGGCCUGAGUCAUUUUUAUCCUCGUACACUGGCCUGUUCUAUUGGGUCGGAGUACUGAGCGUCACUUACUUGGUUUACCUGUCUCUUAGCUAUGUAGUGCAUGCCCUCCGCAUGUGGGUGCUGGGCAACCCGAUGGCAGUGGGCCUGCGCUUGGGUGCCUGGGCAGUUGUCAUGGGAGCUACUGAUGGAAUUGGAAAGGCUUAUGAAGAAGAGUUAGCCAGACGUGGAAUGAAGGUGGUUCUUAUCAGCAGAUCUCAGGAAAAACUGGAUCAGGUUGCCAGUGAAAUAAGGGAGAGGUUCAAGGUGGAAACAAAAACUGUUACUUCUGAUUUUGGAGACCGAGUUCGUAUUUACCAAAACAUAAAAGCAAGCCUGGAAGGCCUUGAGAUUGGUAUCCUAGUAAACAAUGUGAUGGUUUCAUAUUCUUAUCCUGAAUACUUCCUUGAGAUCUCUGACAUAGAUAAAACAAUUGACAACAUAGUUAACAUUAACAUCAUAUCUGUGUGCAAGAUGACACAAUUGGUGCUGCCCAGCAUGCUGGAGAGGUCCAAAGGAGUUAUAGUGAAUGUUUCCUCUUUUGCGGGGCUUCAACCAUCUCCAUUUCUCACUCUAUAUUUGUUAACCAAGGCUUUUGUGGAUUUUCUCUCUCAAUGUAUUGUCCCCCCAACACAUUCCUAA